Messenger RNA from Cadophora gregata, 636 nucleotides. RefSeq lists its product as uncharacterized. Bases 1 to 636 code for a protein of 211 amino acids. The record is from RefSeq and is a predicted model, not a curated record. The transcript is spliced from 2 exons. Lineage: Eukaryota; Fungi; Ascomycota; Leotiomycetes; Helotiales; Ploettnerulaceae.
AUGCCUUUCGAGCUCCGUCUGAUGGUGUGGAAACUGAGCUUGCCAGGACCGCGCACCAUCACCAUCUUAGAGAAGAGCAAGAAAACCUACCGGAUCAACUCGGCUGCCAUCUCAACUCCACUUCUUCACGUCUGCCACGAGUUGCGCGAGUUGGCUCUCAAGAGAUACACAGCUGCCUUCGAAUCUGAUCACCACGAGCCGUUUUACUUCGACUUCGAGUCAGAUUCACUUAACUUUCCUACCUUGGCAUCCAUGUCAUAUUUUCGUGCCUGGAAGGAGAUGACAGCGCUAGGAAGUGUGCCUCAAGCUCUUGGCCAAAGGGUAUCAUUGGGAAGACUCAGAUACUUGAAGUUCUCAUAUUACAACGCAAAAUCGCCCUGGAACACCAUUCCAUUGCUGAUUUACCGUGGCAUGUAUAGCUUGACCAAUGUCUUCAUUCAAAAAUCCUCAACAACUCAGACUCGCGGACGAGGAGCCUCUACAGAGCGGAAAGCAUGGGUAGAGGCUGAUAUCAAGUGGGCAGUGAGUGCAAUGAGAAAGGGGCAGUCGAGUGUCUCUCACCUUCAAUCCGUCAAUGUGACUUUCUUGUCAGGUCCGGAAAUGGCAGCGAAGAUCAGAGUCGAGACUCUUGAAUAG